GUGCUGGUCAUAUCACCAUGAAUACUAUGCUUCGUGAUAAGCUAUCAAAAGAAUGGCAUUAGUGGUGAUAGACUUUUAACACUGAAUGGAUUUUCACAUUUUGAGAGACGAUACACUGGAACUCAAUAGAAGACGUCAACAGCAAUCAACAAUCUGCAGGACCACCACAUCAAACCAAGAAACUUCCAUAGAAGAACCACCCCCGACCAAAGCGAAUCGGUUAUGGUAGAAUUCCGGGAUGGAACAAAGCCGGCACAAAUAGCAGGAACUGCUGGAACUUCCCCCGAAACAGCCCACCACGACGACAGCGACGCUGGAUCGGCGUCGUCGUCCCGGAACACUCUUCUUUGCCUGAAAUGCCACAAGAAGCAGAUAGUGUACGAGUGCGACCCAUGUGGUUGUCCCUCGUUCUGCACGAGCUGCGCCAUGAAACUCGCCUCCGGCGGACGGUGCAAGACCUGCCACCAGGCUUACGGAGGCCUGCGCCGGCUGCGGGUAUGAACAAUCCAAAGCGGGCCAAAUGAAACCACUCGGAUCGAACGGGCAGGUACAAUUCACAGAAAUCUGAGAGGCAAAUGUCUAAUGCGAUCAAGCCAAAUCGAUUUGCACUAGCACGUGGAAGGCGUUUUUAGGACGGUGCCAUGCCCUGGAGCUCGUGAGACUCGUCCUUUUUAAAUAUAUUUUUAACUAUAAU
Molecule: messenger RNA, 694 nt
Organism: Pseudo-nitzschia multistriata
Lineage: Eukaryota; Bacillariophyta; Bacillariophyceae; Bacillariales; Bacillariaceae
Source: the annotation of a GenBank genome assembly